This is a messenger RNA of Brassica oleracea var. oleracea, 1362 nucleotides long. RefSeq lists its product as uncharacterized. Bases 1 to 1362 code for a protein of 453 amino acids. The record is from RefSeq and is a predicted model, not a curated record. The transcript is spliced from 4 exons. NCBI's taxonomy places the organism in Eukaryota, Viridiplantae, Streptophyta, Magnoliopsida, Brassicales, Brassicaceae.
AUGGCGUCCCAAUCCGAUACUCUCUCAGAGAAUUUGGACUCAUUUUUGGACUAUACUGCCAUGAGUAUCUCCCCAACCAUGAGAGGUUGGGUGGUACAACAAACAUUCAUAAACAAGUAUUUUGAAGGGAAAAGGGUAACAUACGCUGACCUGGAGAUGCAGAUGUUGGCAAUGAAAUCAAAGCCAUCUGAGGAUCGUAAGAAGAUGGCUGCUCUGUACUUCUUAGCCAGCAUCCUCGUCGGAGGCCGAAAGAGUGGUGAGGGAGCAUCACCUGUGGACAAUUUCUUCAUGACUGUUGUUGAUGACCUAGAUGCGUGUGUAACGUUCCCUUGGGGGCGAUAUGCAUUCGAACAUAACUUGAAGGAUGUCUUUAGCUUCUUGGAGAAGUUCCGACGAGUUGGGUAUUUACAAGCUUUCCUGUUCCUUUGGAGGUAUUCUCAAGCUCUUCAUUUGUUGGCCUUUGAGGCAAUUCCAAGCUUGAGGAACCAUUUCCUAGAAAAUGUGAGUGUAGCAUGCAGUGGUUGCGCGCGGAUGUGCAAGAUGCAGUACAAACGCAAAAGUGGAACCAAGGAAUUCAGUCUGAAUGCUGUGAACGAUAAACUUGGUAAUAAUACAAAGGAUAUUGAGAGUAUCUUGGUAGCAACAGCAGCUGAGAAGGAACUUCUGGAAACCAUAGGGAUGGACAAGGAAAGUUGUUGGGCCGAUGACGCCGAUGAUGCAGCUGUUGAUCAGCAGUUCGGCAUCGAUAUUGAGGCUCGUACAGCUAAGAUUGAAGGUCCCACCAAUCCUAUCGGAGGACCAUCGAAUAAUGCAGAAUCUGGUCAGGCUCAUGCAGAUUCGGUGGAGGCUGCUGGAGCUAGGGCUUUAAAAAAGAUGGAAGGUCGGCUUAUGAAUGCAGUCCGAGAUGCAGUCUUAGAUGCUAUGAACGAAGUGAACGAAAAAGUCACUUCAUUGUCUAACCAGCUAAAUCUUGUAGAAGAGGAAGUGAAAAGGCUUAGGUUGAGUGGUAGUGACAAUCCGUCGGACCAAGAUGAUGGUAGUGAGGAGAAGGAGUCGGAGGAAGAGGAUGGUGGUGAUAAGGAGUCGGAGACUGAUGGUGGUGGUGAUAAGGAUUCAGCGAGAGAUGAUGGUGGUGAUAAGGAGUCGGAGAGAGAUGAUGGUGAUGAUGAUGAAAUUCUCGAUAUUACAAAGGAAAUAUAUAGCGAACAUGAUGGUGAUAGUGAUGGUGAUGGUGAUGUUGACAUGGAUGAUGAUGAUGCAGAGAUGUAUGCACAUGCUGACGAGGUCGAGAGAAAUUUAGAGGAUAAGGCAGAGACUGAGAAGGCAAGGACUGUAAAGACGAAAAAAAAGAGGUCGAGAUAA